This is a messenger RNA of Culex quinquefasciatus (southern house mosquito), 1398 nucleotides long. RefSeq names its product myosin light chain kinase, smooth muscle. Gene Ontology annotation, biological process: protein phosphorylation; positive regulation of apoptotic process; intracellular signal transduction. Gene Ontology annotation, cellular component: nucleus. NCBI's taxonomy places the organism in Eukaryota, Metazoa, Arthropoda, Insecta, Diptera, Culicidae. The record is from RefSeq and is a predicted model, not a curated record. Gene Ontology annotation, molecular function: ATP binding; protein serine/threonine kinase activity.
ACGUGUGUAGAAGACAGCAGACACCUCGGCAGUCAGGCCGAGACAAGCAACGGACUAACCGGACGGAACCGGCCAUUGGCCGCAUCGGGUCAUCAUGAUCAAGGUCGACGAAAACUAUCCGGCGCAAGAACUCGCCCCGGCCUUCCCGUACCGGCAGGUUCAACUCAAGCAGGAGGUCGACCCGCGCCAGUCGUUCGACAUUCUGCCCGAGCUGGGCCGGGGCACCUUCGGCACGGUGUUCCUCUGCCGGGACAAAGCCAGCGGGCUCGAGUUGGCCGCCAAAAUCGUACCCUGCAAGAAGAAAAAGGAACGCACCGACGCGCUGCGGGAGAUCGACAUCAUGAGCUGCCUGCACCACCCGCGGCUGAUCCAGCUGUACGAUGCGUUCGACUACGAGAACAAAGUUUAUGUGAUACUAGAACUAGUCCAAGGUGGUGAGCUGUUUGAGCGGGUCAUAGACGAUGACUUUGUGCUGACCGAGAAAGCGUGCGCCGUCUUCAUGAAACAGAUCUGCGAAGGCAUGGAGUACAUCCACAGCCGGAGUAUAAUUCAUCUGGACAUGAAGCCGGAAAACAUCCUCUGCCUAACAAAGACUGGAAAUCGAAUCAAAAUCAUCGAUUUUGGUUUUGCCAGACGAUAUGACAAAAAUAAAAAGCUUCAGGUCAUGUUCGGUACUCCGGAGUUCACAGCUCCGGAGGUGUUAAACUACGAUGAAAUCUACUUCUACACCGACAUGUGGAGUUUGGGAGUGAUAUGCUAUGUGCUCUUGUCGGGUCUGUCACCGUUCGUGGGUGGGAACGAUCUGGCCACCAUGAACAACGUCAACAGUGGCAAGUUUUCGUUCAAGUACAGCUCGUUCGAGGCCGUGUCCGAGGACGCCAAGGACUUUGUCCGGAAGCUGCUGGCGGACGGGACCCAGCGGUUGACCGCCCGGCAGGCCCUCCAGCACAAGUGGCUCGCGGAGACGACGACGGCCCAGAGCACGACCGAACUGUCUAUAACAAAAACAAAAUUGAAACGUUAUGUUAUUAAGAAACGGUGGACCAAGGCGGUCAACACGAUCAUCGCGCUCCGGCGGAUGGGCGCCCGGAUCGACUUUGAUCUGGUUUGAAGAAUGGGGGAUGCGAACGGCAGGAGGAGGACGUGGUGGCCAACCGGCCUGUCCGUCGCGGGCCAACGAGAACGGGUAACACACAUACUCACAGAGAAAGAGAAACCAGAUACAUUUUAUUCGUAGGGUACAUUCGCUAGUUAGGACUGUAACUGAAUUCAUUUCGCUUAGAAGUAAGGUAAAGUUAUUAGUUAAAAUCGCAUUAAGACGCACCGAUAGAAUAGAAACUUUUGUUUACUACCCCUUCAAAUGUUGUAAAAUACAAAAAAAAAGAUUUAAGUUAAAAA